GUGGUGAUUGAAUAGCUAGGAGGCUAAUGUAAAUAGUGUGUUCAUGCGCUUCCCUACGCCAAAAAUACGCUGUCAAGCGCGGGUUCAUUUCGGAAUAUGUUACGUGGAUGUUACUUAAUGAUUAAACUGUGUUCAGUCCGUAUUUUGUCGUCUGUAAACAUUCACCUAUUUAGCAUCGAUGCUAGGUUGCUAAUAACAGAACACUGUCCGAUUACUCACAGCUGAGUGAACGCUACCCCUAUACCGUGACCCAUGGCUUUCUAUGAAGUCUAUUCACACCCUGCUUUGAUUCGGUAUAAGACGAGUGUCUGUACUAAAGCUAGUUUGUUUUUGGUAGCUGUUCUCUGCCUCACCUACAUCGCACCACUGCUGGUAGCCUACAGGAGCCAAGGUUUCUGGUUAAAAAGAAGCACCUAUGAGGAACAGCCGGUUGUGAGGUUCCAGUAUGAAUCUCUGCUGGUGGCAGGCACCAGUACUAAGGGAGACUAUGUCGCCUGGAGCACCUUCCCCCAUCUCAACAACAUGCUUGGGGCCAACCUUCGCAUCCCUGCUGUCUCUGUGAGAGAAGAGGACCAGAACCAGGACGGCAAGUUGGACCGCCUGAUUUUUCAGCUGCAGCUUCCUCUAAAACCUGAGGAGCAGGUGUACAGUGUCCAGCUGCUGCUCACCUUCAGCUACCAGCUCUUUCGGAUGUCCACAGUGGCAAUGCAGAGCCUGGCUUAUGUGCAGCACUCCUCUUCUGUCCCUGGCGCUAAGCUGUUCAUCAGUGGAGAUCUGAGGCUGCAGCAGAGGACGCCUCUGCCUCAUCGCGGACUGUACGACAUUUACAACGUGUCUGUGAUCGACGGCUCCAGCCCCUUUGCCAGCACGUACGAGCUUGACAACAUAAUAAGGAGCUACCAGGAGAGAAACUUGACCACAGUACUGUCCUGUCCUACGCCGGUCUGGACUGUGGGACGAGCCGCUGGUUCUCCCUUCCAGCUCAACGCAGAGAUCCGCUAUCCUAUGGAGGUCAUUAGCUAUCGUCCUGGUUUCUGGGAAACCAUCAAAUUUGCCUGGAUCCAGUAUGUCAGUGUCCUCCUCAUCUUCCUCUGGGUCUUUGAACGCAUCCAGAAGUUUGUUUUCCAGAACCAGGUUCUUACUACUGUACCGAUCCCAGUUGGAAAACCUCACAUGUCUUGAUGCAGCGGUAUUGGUUUAAACUCCAGGUUGAUUUUUACUAUACAUGGCUCACCAAC
Molecule: messenger RNA, 1238 nt
Organism: Scomber japonicus (chub mackerel)
Lineage: Eukaryota; Metazoa; Chordata; Actinopteri; Scombriformes; Scombridae
Gene: tmem231
Product: transmembrane protein 231
Exons: 7
Coding region: 253-1182 (309 amino acids)
Biological process (GO): cilium assembly; regulation of protein localization
Cellular component (GO): ciliary membrane; ciliary transition zone
Source: RefSeq, a predicted model, not a curated record